Seminavis robusta is the source of this 2099-nucleotide messenger RNA. Lineage: Eukaryota; Bacillariophyta; Bacillariophyceae; Naviculales; Naviculaceae. The record is from the annotation of a GenBank genome assembly.
CUACCUAUCUAGCUAGCUAGCUAGCUAGCUAGCAGAGUAUUAUUAGUAUUCCCUUUCAGUCUCACGCACUCACGCAUGCAGUCGACCACUCAACAGAGUGGCUAAAAGCAUAAGCAACCCACCCAUUGAUUCCGGUACGAACCAGACAAGACUUUUGUGUUUCCAAAACCAGCUGUGCCAUGGACCAAGAAAGUGGCAACAAUAGCAAUCCAACUGACCCCAAUGGCCAGCAGCAGCAAGUUCGAGGGCUGCUGAAGCUUUUGGCUGUCCAGAUUUUGCAACUCGUCGCCGAGGACCCCAGCCACCGAGACACCGAUGCGAUGAUUUGUCUUUUGAAAGACCUGGUCCUCAACGCUGUCCCGAUUGUAGAGGACCCAGAUUCAACUCAGGGUUCAGCCACAGUGCAAGAUUCCCAACCAAGCGCUUGCCAAACAGGGACAAUACAGAAUAGUCAACCUGUCAUUUUGGUUGGAAAUGCAUCCGAUACCAUGAUGAAACCCAGCAACAUGAUGCCACGGGCCAUGGAUGCCUCACCAGAGCAACCACCACCAGAGCGUCAGCAAGCCGUGAAUGACGUGAUGGAUAGGAUACGUGCUAUACUGACGGGAAAUCAGAGCAUGAGGGAUCAGGGGCAAACAUCCCAACCGUCGCCUGCAAUUCAGCCGCAGCAGCCGCCUCCUGCAAUACAACCUCAGCAACCGUCUUCCCAACAACCCGGCCAGCAACCAACAUACGAGAACAGCCAUCUAGAAAUAGCCAACUUUCUGGGCCAGCUGCAAUCCCAGCAGUCAGCACAGCAGCAGCAGCAACAGCCAGCAAAGCAACAGUACUUCCAGCCACCUACACACCAACAGCCAGCACAACAGUAUGCUCAGCCUCAAGUACAACAUAAUGCCCAGCCUCAGGCACAGCAGCAGUACCAGCCUCAGGCACAACAGCAGACAACACAACAGUAUGCUCAGCCUCAGUAUCAACAGCAUGCUGUACAGCAGUAUUCGCAGCCUCAGACGCAACAACAGCCAUUCCAACAACAGCAACACUCCCAGCAUCAACAGCAGUAUCAACAGCAAUAUCAACAGCCUCCGGCACAACAACAACAGACAUUUCAGCAGCAACAGUAUUCCCAAGCACAGCAGCCCCAGCAGAACCCAGCACUCAAUUCUAUAAUGAGUCUGCUACAGGAUGCAGGGGUUCAAGGUGCCAAUGGCGCUGCCGUUGCGAAUGGCUAUCCAAUGGUACCUCAGCAGCAACAUGAGAUUAGAGAAGUGCACGUACCCCACUCUUACCCAAUGAUCAACAUUGAGUUUCCGGGGCCGCAUGAUGUUGUCUUGGGGAGAGGAAGGGGCGCCAGCUGUCAUAUCGGCAAUAUCAAGUUUCGAGCCUUCAUCAAGAAGUACAAGCCUAAAUAUGCCGCUGCCAAUCGGGUUGACAAACCGAAGGUAGCCGAAGAAGUGGUCGGCAAAUGGAGGAGGAAGAAUCCACCAGGUCGUUUCUUGGAGCAAACGCAAGUCGGUGACCGUAACAUCUGGAACGAUGUUGGUGAUCGCAAGGCUCGUCAAAAGUCAUCGCAAUCCUUACGGGAGAAGGAAUUGCCACCACCAAAGAAGAAAGAAGACAAUAAUGAAGAUCAAUGCGACUCGUCGUCGGUGGAAUUAGGGGAAGGCCCCGAGAUAGAGGAAGUCAGGUCGUCGGGAUCGAACGGAGAGCAAGAGAGAAGCUCCAGUGGCAGCGAACAAGGUCCGGCUUCCGCUGGCAGCAGUGGUGGCGAGGAACAAGUUACGCAAGGAAAGGUGUCACGCGUCUCUGAAGGGAGUUCCUCUUCGUCCGGUGCUGGAUCUGCAUCUGAUGGUGCAUGAUCUGAUGCUAGACCGAGCGUUGUUCCUGGCAGUACUCCUUGCCGCGCUAACUUCUACAUUGUGAUUCCACGGUUGGGACAUUUGGCUGGUUUAGUGCGUUGCAAAAGAAGGCCUUUAUCCAUGUCUUUGCACAAUCGGUUGUACUUUUGGGUGUUGAGGAAUGCGCGUAUCACUAUGUCUAAUGUACCGGUAUAAGUAUGCGCAAUAGAAGUACAAUUUACAGUACAGUUACAACAAGUAGUA